CGAUGCCGCGUAUAGCCUAAAACAUCCAAGUAAACAAAUUGCAUAGCAACAGUAAGAUUUCUCUGUCGUAAAGCCCUCGGAAUUAGGAAAAAAUAGGAACACUAUUAAUUUUGUGUCUUGCACUUCGACCAUAAAGCAUGAUUCUCACAGAUGUACAAAAAACAGUAGAAGAACCUGCUGACAAAGUUCCCAAAAUCAAUCAACCAAAGAGGCACAAAGCAAAGAUUGCUGUAUGGGCGGACUUGUCAGUGGAUGCUGUUGACCGUCUCAAUGAAUCUCUCAAUGCUGAUCACAUCAAACAGGUCCUUGCUGACAUCUUCAUGCUGGACAACUACAAAGACAGUUUGAAAAUUGGGAUCAUCAUGGACUUGUACUACUACACCCUUCAGUACGCCAGGCAGCAAAGCUUCUCCCCUGAAAAAACGUCAGCCUUUUUUUCCAUCAUCAAAAAAGUUUUUGAAGUUUGCAUAGAGACUCCCUUCGGCAACCUUGACCACACUUUUGAAUACUUCAAAGAUCUCAUUCAUUGUCACUCUGUCAAUCGUCCACCCUACAGUAUUGAGCUGUUCACACCGGAUGAAGUGAGGAAAAUCACAGAGUACACCAUCAACACCUUCUUUCGGCACUUCAAAAUGUACAAGUAUGCAUUCACACCAAUGGUACGCCUGGAUCUUGCAAUCAGCUAUGUUGGAAUGCCCCCUUCACCUCCACCUUCAGAAGCAGAUGGACAAGACGCAGAAACGACGCCGGGAGGGGACGAGACUCCUCAGAAUGACGAUGCCAAGGAGGAGGAGAUUGAUGAAGAGAGACAGGCAGCGAGGGAAGAGCUGAAGAGCAUUGUGAAGAAUUUCCUGACCACAGAGUCCAAGAAGAUUGAGGGCAGCGUGGACCAGCAGGUCAAGACUGCCGUGGAAGCUCUCAACAACAAGAUAGACCAGAUCACAGACGCAGCUCCAAAAGCUGAGGGGAAGGGGAAGAAGAAGUAGUUUAUGAUAGUGAUAGAUGGAAAGGGGAUGAAGAAGUAGUUUAUGAUAGUGAUAGAUGGAAAGGGGAAGAAGAAGUAGUUUAUGAUAGUGAUAGAUGGAAAGGGGAUAAAGAAGUAGUUUAUGAUAGUGAUAGAUGGAAAGGGGAAGAAGAAGUAGUUUAUGAUGGAUAAAAGGGGGAAGAAGUAGUUUCUGACGGACAGAUGGGGAAAAGUAGUUUCUGAUGGACAGAUGGGGAAAAGUAGUUUCUGAUGGACAAAAAGGGAAGUAGUAAGUGAUGGUAAGAAAGGGGAAGUAGUUUAUGAUGGACAGAAAAGGGAAGAAACAGUUGUUUAUUAUGGACAGAAAGGAAAGGGAAAGAAAAAGUAGUUAAGACAGAAGGGAGAAAAAGGGGUUUCUCAUAGAAGAGGGAAGAAACAAUAAAUUAUUAAGUAUGUACAGAAGGGGGGGGGGGGGG
Aplysia californica (California sea hare) is the source of this 1440-nucleotide messenger RNA. RefSeq names its product coiled-coil domain-containing protein 189. The transcript is spliced from 9 exons. The record is from RefSeq and is a predicted model, not a curated record. NCBI's taxonomy places the organism in Eukaryota, Metazoa, Mollusca, Gastropoda, Aplysiida, Aplysiidae. Bases 138 to 986 code for a protein of 282 amino acids.